UCUUUCUCUCUCUGUUUUUUCUUUGUUAUUGAGUUAGCUUCUCUCUUACCUCAGUGAUCACAUUCUUUCUUUCAUCUUUUGCAUCUCUCUUUCUCUCACACACCUUCCAAAUUUCCCCUCUUUCUCUUCACUAUCGUCACAACUCACAGCCACGUCACCAUAAGAAUGGUGGAUCAUCAAACCGUUUGCUGCAUGUGCGGUGACGUUGGUUUCCUUGACAAGCUUUUCCGCUGCAACAAAUGUAACCACCGCUUUCAACACUCGUAUUGUAGCAACUACUAUGGAGAAUUACAGGAGAUACAACUGUGCGAUUGGUGCCAAAGUGAAGAGAAGAAUCCAAGACAUAUUGGCUCCAACUCAAAGAAACCGAUGACCGGUAACGAGAUCGUCGCAAAUCGUUCGGAUUAUUCUGCUGAAAAAAUUGUGAAGCAACAUGAUCGGGAAGAUAGUGGCGGCUCAGAGAAAGGGAAGAGUCCCUCUCCGUCGCCUAGAACCGCCACACGUAGGUACAAGCUUCUUAAGGAUGUAAUGUGUUAGAUAUAGGGAAAUCGUGAAGAAGAAGAUGAAGAUGAUGAUGAUGAAAAAUAGGUGACUUUUGUGUUAAGAAGAAGAUGUAUUUUGUGUUUAUAGCGUGUAGUGGGUUUGCAACAAAGAGUGUGUUUCUUUUGAGUGUUCUUCUCAACUUCUUUUGUUUUGAGUGGCUUUUCAGCAAGUUGUGAAUAAUAAAAUUAUGUAACUUUAAUAUCUAGUAGUCCCUCAAUCUAUGUCAUAAGUUUCAAGCUCUUAUCUCCA
Messenger RNA from Cicer arietinum (chickpea), 792 nucleotides. RefSeq lists its product as uncharacterized. The record is from RefSeq and is a predicted model, not a curated record. NCBI's taxonomy places the organism in Eukaryota, Viridiplantae, Streptophyta, Magnoliopsida, Fabales, Fabaceae.